This is a messenger RNA of Lasiosphaeria miniovina, 2494 nucleotides long. RefSeq names its product heterokaryon incompatibility protein-domain-containing protein. Gene Ontology annotation, molecular function: protein binding. The record is from RefSeq and is a predicted model, not a curated record. NCBI's taxonomy places the organism in Eukaryota, Fungi, Ascomycota, Sordariomycetes, Sordariales, Lasiosphaeriaceae. Bases 95 to 2350 code for a protein of 751 amino acids. The transcript is spliced from 2 exons.
GCCGACAGAACUCAAGCCUGCAGUCACUUACUUUACCGAUGAGUUUAUUCUUACUCUUAAAAGCUCGGCAAACCUGCAGCCUUCACCAACCAUCAUGUCUCCGCUCAUCGAGUACCCCCAGUUCGUCUCGGACCAUGGGGCGCAUCUGUACGAGGCGUUGUCCUACGUCUGGGGCGACUCGGACGAGCCCUAUACUGUCUCUAUGAACGGGUGUGACUUCGCUGUCACGGCAAAUCUCCACGCUGCAUUACUGCGUCUCCGAGACGCAGUCUUUGAGCGCAUCUUGUGGGUUGAUGCCAUUUGCAUCAACCAGACGGACGACAAGGAGAAGGAAAGCCAGAUCGGUUACAUGGCCGAGAUCUACAGCAAAGCGAGUCGCGUCAUAGUUUGGCUUGGGGAGGCCGGGCACGACCGCGGCGACAGGGCGCUGGACAAGAUUCGCCGGAUUGCCGCUUCGGUAGCAGACGACACUCCCGACCACGAGGGUUUGCCAGCCAAACGAAUGGUUGCGCUACUUCGGCGGCCGUGGUUCGAGCGUAUCUGGGUGCUCCAGGAGGCUGCCGCUGCUCGAGACAUUGUCAUCAGGUGUGGAUCCGCCGAGAUCGAUGGUUAUGCUUUCAGCGUAGCCCUCAUCUCACCGUCGUUCAACUACGUAUACAAAGCCUCGCCAGACCUCCGGAGUCUGCUCGGCCCAGUAACCUUCUUGAUCCGAGGGGCCGCCUUUCGUUCAAGAGGCGUGGCCACCCCAGGCCGGCCGGGUCAGGUCUCUCUGGGAAUUCGACCCCUGGGCGAGCUCAUCGACAUGUACCAUUCCCGCAAGGCCACUGUCCGCCACGACAAGGUGUUUGCCCUCCUGGGUAUGAGUUCUGACCACCCAGAUCUACUGGCUGACAUAUUACCCAACUACGACGUCGCUUGGGAGACACUACUGAAGCGUCUGGCGGGGCUCCUGCUCGGGAAGCAAGUAUCUGUCCAGACGUGGCCCGACACAGAGAUGGCUGUUAUCAGGGGAAAGGGGUCCGUCCUCGGCUUCGUAUCGGCGGUAUCGAGCCAUCACGACAUGGACGAUCGAAUGCGCACGGUUAUCGACAUCAAAAGAUCCAUGACGUCGGACCAGCACUGGGGCGACAAUAGGGGCUGGACUCUCCAGCCAUCCGCGAAAUCGGUUCAGGAGGGUGACCUCGUUUGCCUGCUGCGCGGGGCUACAAAGCCGACGAUUGUCAGGUUGUGCGGAGACUUCGUUUCUGUCAUCAUUAUUACAGCUCCUGUUCCGUUGCCCGACGAGCCGAUAGUGGACUUUGAACGCGACUUCCUACUUCUCUGGAGUUGGGAUGAGCUUGGAGACUCUGGGGACUCACACGGCGCAGAGAAGAUGGACAAAUACCUGAAACGCGGAGUCGACGAUCACCAAGACGGACUACCAGACAAAAUAUAUUCUGACAAAUCGGCCAGACUGUUGCAAGCCGCGUCAAUAUAUGAAGACGUGGGAAACUACGCCAAGGCGGAAGGAAUACUCCAAGGAGUAGUAGAAAGAUCCAAGAGAAAUCCCGGAGCAGACACCCUAACCACGCUUAAUCUCCAAAGGAAACUGGCAAUGAUGUACCAGAAGACGAGCAAAUUCGACAAGUCGAUGCAACUACUCGAUCAAAUAGCCCAGGCAAGAGCUCGACUGCAAGGCUCAAAGCACCCGGAGACAGUCCGAAGCAGGGCAGACUUGGCACCUAUGUACAGACGUAGGCGUUUACAGCCAGAAAAAUUGAAAGCUGUGGAAAUGAUACUUGGGCCAGAAGAGGUGGGAGACAAAGUGGCAGAGCUUGCAGCAUCAGUCGAUACUGACGCCGAGGUUAUGGAUAUCUUGCUCGAUCACCGAGGAAGUGAGUUUAAAAUCACACAAGACGUAGUCCUGGCGGCAGCGGCAAACUUGUGGCUAGGAGAACCGGUGAUGGAAGUCCUCCUUGCGCGGAGAGGAGACGAGAUCAAAAUUACACGGGCCGUGGUCGUAGCGGCAGCGGGGAAUCUAGGAGAAGAACGGAUGAUACGACACGUACUCGAACAUAAGGGAUGCGACAUCGAGAUUACCGAGGACGUACUCGUGGCGGCAGCGGGGAAUGAUCACCAAGGGGAGGAAGUGAUGAAAUAUCUGCUUGAAGAGGGAGAUGAGAUCAAAAUCACAGAGAAUGUUCUCGUGGCGGCAGCAGGAAACGAGAGAGAUGGCGUCAUGCAGCUCCUGCUUCGUUGGAGAGGAAAUGAAAUUGAGAUCACAGAGGGUGUUCUCAAAGCGGCUGCACGAAACCAGCAUUGUGCAGAAAGAAUGGUGAAGCUACUCGAGUCGAGCUUGCCGGAGGUGUGAUGGCGGCUGCGGCAGAGAACCUGAGAAUCUUAAUGUCCAAGUAAUAUGUGCAGCAGACGAGUUCCAAACCUAUUUUGGAAUUUGGAUGAUCUGCAUUCAAUCUGUCAUCUUUAACAGUCUAUUAAUAGCCACCCGUUUUUCUUU